Chrysochloris asiatica (Cape golden mole) is the source of this 1362-nucleotide messenger RNA. It is a transcript of the gene DEF8, whose product is annotated as differentially expressed in FDCP 8 homolog (mouse). The transcript has 11 exons. Bases 7 to 1362 code for a protein of 451 amino acids. NCBI's taxonomy places the organism in Eukaryota, Metazoa, Chordata, Mammalia, Afrosoricida, Chrysochloridae. The record is from RefSeq and is a predicted model, not a curated record.
GAUGCUAUGGAAUAUGAUGAGAAGCUGGCCCGGUUCCGGCAGGCCCACCUCAACCCUUUCAACAAGCAGCUCAGUGAGCAACAGCAUGAACAGAGGUCUGGGGAGGAGGCCCCGGACCCCACUGCUGAAGAGGCCCCUCCAGAGCUGUCCCCUGCAGAGCCUGAAUUCCGGUGUACCGAGUGCGUGAUGGAUCUCGGCCUGUCUGAGGACCACUUCUCCCGUCCCGUGGGCCUGUUCUUGGCCUCCGAUGUGCAGCAGCUACGACAGGCCAUCGAAGAGUGCAAGCAGGUGAUCCUGGAGCUGCCAGAACAGUCAGAGAAACAGAAGGACGCCGUGGUUCGACUCAUCCACCUGCGGCUGAAGCUCCAGGAACUCAAGGACCCCAACGAAGAUGAACCCAACAUCCGAGUCCUCCUGGAACACCGCUUCUAUAAGGAGAAGAGCAAGAGCGUCAAGCAGACCUGUGACAAGUGUAACACCAUCAUCUGGGGGCUCAUCCAGACGUGGUACACCUGCACAGGGUGUUAUUAUCGUUGUCAUAGCAAGUGCCUGAACCUCAUUUCCAAGCCCUGCGUCCGCUCCAAAGUCAGCCACCAAGCCGAGUAUGAGCUGAACAUCUGCCCCGAGACAGGUCUUGAUAGCCAGGACUACCGCUGUGCUGAAUGCCGGGCACCCAUCUCUUUGCGAGGUGUGCCCAGCGAGGCCCGGCAGUGUGACUACACCGGCCAGUACUACUGUAGCCACUGCCACUGGAACGACCUGGCGGUCAUUCCUGCUCGUAUUAUCCACAACUGGGACUUUGAGCCACGCAAGGUGUCCCGCUGCAGCAUGCGUUACCUGGCCUUGAUGGUGUCCAGGCCUGUCCUGCGGCUCCGGGAGAUCAACCCUCUGCUGUUCAACUUCGUGGAAGAACUGGUGGAGAUCCGGAAGCUACGCCAGGACAUCUUGCUCAUGAAACCAUACUUCAUCACCUGCAAGGAGGCCAUGGAAUCGCGUCUACUUCUGCAGCUCCAGGACCGGCAGCAUUUUGUGGAGAACGAUGAGAUGUACUCAGUCCAGGACCUGGUGGACGUGCAUGUGGGCCGUCUCAGCUGUUCACUGACAGAGACCCAUACACUCUUCGCCAAGCACAUCAAGCUGGACUGCGAGCGGUGCCAGGCUAAGGGAUUCGUGUGUGAGCUCUGCAGAGAAGGAGACGUGCUGUUCCCGUUCGACAGCCAUACCUCUGUGUGCACAGACUGCUCUGCGGUCUUCCACAGGGACUGUUACUACGACAACUCGACCACCUGUCCAAAGUGUGCCCGCUUGACUCUGAGGAAACGGUCGCUCUUCCAGGAUCCUGGACUAGAUGUGGACGCCUAG